GCUACGCCACGACGCUUUCUUCCAUACUUCUCCUACGUCUUCAUCUUCUUUCCCACGCUUCCUCCUCUCGCAAAACAACAAAAUCCACUACCUUCUUUUAAUGGAAACCCAAAGCCUACAUAAUGCUUUCGCCGUUUCUCGUUCGUUCUCCUCAGUUAUCGCCCGGCAACCAGGCAGAUUCCUCGCCGGCCAUGGCUGACCUGGCGAUCCGGAGGAAGCUGAUAGCCGCAACAACCAUCCACGUCAUGGCACUGGACGGAAUCGUCAACGUCAACUCCCUUUUCACGCUCGCCCUCUUCCUCGGCCUCACCUGGUUCCCCACCACCGACCCAUCGGCUACCUUCGUCGACAUCAGCGGCUCGUGCGCCGCUGGAUCGGCGUUGAUCGAGAACCUCGUAUCAAGCCACGUGUACUCGUUCAGCUCCUUUCUGUUCUCCAGCCUCGUGGCGUCGGCUCUGAAGCAAGCUAUUAAGAUACGGAGCGACCAGCGAGCGGGGGUGGCGUGUGGAGAGAGCGUCAGCCGUGUGCGCGUGAACUUGAUGGCUUUACGGGUCGGGAGUUUGGUGUCGGGCUUUGGGUCGGUUUUCGGUUGCGGUUUCUUGACCCUGGCUUUGGCGGAUCUGGUGCAAAUCAAGUUGGGUACUCUGGGUUGUGGCAGUCGGUAUACCUUUGCGGCUCUCGGGCCUCUUGUCGUUUUGGUCCCUUCGGCUCUUGUUAUUUAUCUUUCACUUGUUCUUUAUGCAUUUACUCGUUAAUUACUCUUUCAAAAAAUUUAAUAUUCUUAAAUUUAUUUUAAUUAAAAUAAAAA
Carica papaya (papaya) is the source of this 808-nucleotide messenger RNA. RefSeq lists its product as uncharacterized. The record is from RefSeq and is a predicted model, not a curated record. Lineage: Eukaryota; Viridiplantae; Streptophyta; Magnoliopsida; Brassicales; Caricaceae.